Lycium barbarum (goji berry) is the source of this 1791-nucleotide messenger RNA. Its product is annotated as protein ABCI7, chloroplastic-like. The transcript is spliced from 3 exons. Lineage: Eukaryota; Viridiplantae; Streptophyta; Magnoliopsida; Solanales; Solanaceae. Bases 120 to 1598 code for a protein of 492 amino acids. Gene Ontology annotation, biological process: iron-sulfur cluster assembly. The record is from RefSeq and is a predicted model, not a curated record.
UGGAAGAUCCUGUUGUAAUUCGGUAUAGGCCCAAUGACUAUUCUUCUUCACCGAGCGCCACAAACUUGUCCUCCAUUAACGAAAAAAACUCUUCCAAAAUCUAACACCGACCAAUUUCAAUGCCACUUUCUGCUCUUUCACCAACCUUCUCUACAAACCCAUCUGCAUCAUUAACUUCUAUAUCACCAUAUCUCUCAAAAUUCACUACAACAACAAAAACAAGAAGAAUCAGCAAAAAAAUUGGAGUCUUUACACCUAAAUUCAGUCCAAUUUCAGCUCUUUCUGAUCCAUAUGUACUGCAAAUAGCUGAAACCUUAGAAGAUUCAGUACCUUCUACUUCUUCUCCACCACUUCAAAAAUUAAGAGAUAAUUCCUCAAAUACCCUUCUCUCAACUCCUUGGCCUUCAAGAAAAGAUGAACCUUUUCGAUUCACAGACACUUCUUUUCUCAAGAAUUCAACAAUUCAACCCACCCCACCACCAAAAAAUCAAUCUUUAAGUCCAAAAAAUGAAUCUUUAGAUACCCUUUUGCCCACUCUUUCAAUUAUUGAUGGUUAUAUAACAGGUUCUUUAAACCAAUUAACUGAUUUUCCAAAUGGGGUUUAUAUUGGGAGUCUUUUAAGUGUUGAUUCUGAGGCUAUAUUAAAAAGGGUGUCUGAAUAUGAGUUUAGUUUUAAAGGGGAUUUGUUUUAUUCACUUAAUGGUGUAGGUACACCUGAUGUAGUAUUAGUUUAUGUGCCAGAAGGCUGUAAAGUUGAGAAUCCAUUGCUAUUGAGGUACAUUUCGGUUGAAGGUAGUGAAAAAGAGUCGAAAAGUUUGCCUUUUUCGAAUCCGAGGGUGUUGGUGUUGGUGGAGAAAGGAGGUGAGAUUAGUCUAGUUGAAGAGUAUGUAGGUGGAGAUAAGGAUCAAUGUUAUUGGACGAAUUCGGUUAUGGAAGUUGUUGUCGGGGAAGGAGCAAAAGUGAAUCAUUCUUAUAUACAAAAUCAAUCAUUCAAUGCUGCACAUAUCAAGUGGACUUGGGUUCAACAGGAAUCAAAUAGCACAUACGAGCAUAUAGAAGUAAGCACUGGUGGAAAGUUGAGCAGACACAAUAUUCACAUCCAGCAAGUUGGUCCAGACACGGUUACUGAGUUAUCGACAUUUCAUAUGUGUGUCUCUGAUCAAACACAAGACCUACACAGUAGAUUAGUCCUUGAUCACCCGCGGGGUGUCUCUCAGCAGAUCCAUAAGUGCAUUGUGGCUCAUUCGUCUGGUCAGGCUGUUUUUGAUGGAAAUGUUCAAGUCAACAGAUAUGCGCAGCAGACAGAUGCAGGACAGCUUACACGGAGCCUCCUUUUAGAGCCUCGAGCAACUGUGAAUGUCAAACCUAAUCUCCAAAUCAUUGCUGACGAUGUGAAGUGCUCCCACGGUGCUGCAAUCAGUGACCUCGAGGAAGACCAACUGUUUUACUUCAGGGCACGGGGUAUUGAUGCUGAAACUGCCAGAAAAGCUUUGAUCUUUUCGUUUGCAGCUGAAGUAGUAGACCGUUUCCCAAAUGCCUCGAUUAGGAAGAGAGUUGAAACUCAUAUUAGAGAACUGCUAGAUCCCUCAUGCCUUUAAUGGUGAGCCCUUUUUGAAAUGUGGCACAUUUUUUUCUUCUUAGUUUCGUUCUGCCUUAAUGAUAAUGAACGAGAGCCCGUCUUUUACUAGACGAAGAUAAGCAGUUGUUCUGUGUAUCCUCUUAAUGUAAUUCUUUAUUGUAUUGAAGAAAUAAAUAUGGUGAUGUUUAUUUGAAAUUCCAUCGGUUAUGCUA